This is a messenger RNA of Triplophysa rosa, 3482 nucleotides long. RefSeq names its product sodium-dependent lysophosphatidylcholine symporter 1-like. Gene Ontology annotation, molecular function: symporter activity. Lineage: Eukaryota; Metazoa; Chordata; Actinopteri; Cypriniformes; Nemacheilidae. Gene Ontology annotation, biological process: carbohydrate transport. Gene Ontology annotation, cellular component: membrane. The record is from RefSeq and is a predicted model, not a curated record. The coding region runs from base 504 to 2060 and encodes 518 amino acids. The transcript has 14 exons.
ACAGGCAGACCUCAUUAAAACAUUUAAACUGUAUAAAGCAUACAGUUCAUAAUGAUGUAGAUUUAGAAGCAUGCCUCUUUAGACAUCCCUUGAUGCUUAUAAUAAAAAUAUGAUAGUUUAAGGUAUAUUGUAAUAAAAUGAUUAUUGCAGAGAAAUGUUCCGUUACAUGGAGAUAAGCAUGUUUUCAUUCUUGAGAGAUCUGUAUCAGCUGAGCAUAUGUGAAGUCUUCUAUAUACUCACGUCAUUUGCACUGUUGCGGUUUCAGUACAAUACGGGAAUUCGUAUGAAUUGCUAUUAAGAACGCGCAUCCUUUAGAUUAAAAAAAAGAAAGAUUAUAGAAAAGAAUGUCCACUCUGAAAAAAUGGCAGUAAUAACAUGGCAAAGCAUUGAUAAUGAAGCGAAAUGUGAGUUUGUUCUAAAAUGAGAAGAAUGAGCCACGCCCACUAUGUAACUAGUAUAAGAAGCGGUAGUUUAAAAUAGUCACCACAACAACUGAUGUUACGAUGGUAAGUAGCAGUGGGGACCAUCAUGCAGCAGAGAACAUGGACUGUGCGGCUGAAAAUGACAAUCGAUCGAAAGCCACAGGCAUCCCUUUAUCCAGGAAACUGUGCUAUGCCAUCGGAGGGAUGCCUUAUCAAAUGACUUCGAACGCUAAAGGAUUUUUCAUGCAGAUCUUUUUACUGGAUGUUGUGAAGAUGGGGGCCUCCUAUGCAUCCAUCAUUCUCUUUCUUGGUCGAGCUUGGGAUGCUGUUACUGAUCCUAUGAUUGGAUAUGCAGUGAGCAAGAGUCGCCGCACCAGAUUUGGCAAACUCAUUCCCUGGAUAGUAUUCUCAAUGCCAUUUGGGGUCGUAUCCUACAUCAUGCUCUGGUAUACUCCACAGGACACCAUGUCCCCUGCCUUCAGUUUCUGCUGGUACUUCGUGUGGUGUUGCCUGUUUGACACCUUCAUGAGUUGCUACCAUGUGCCUUAUUCUUCCCUAAACAUGUUUCUUGGGGGAAAUGACAGAGAUCGAGAUUCAGCCACUGGUUACAGAAUGGGAAUGGAAGUUUUCGCCACACUGGCUGGAGCCGCCAUUCAGGGUCAGAUAGUGGGGAUGUAUCACGCCAAGAGGUCACAAGUCUGCAGCAUGCAGAAUGACACGGAUGUGCCCGCUGCUAACCACACAGCCUCGCUGAGUGACACAACAGAAAACCUUCAAAAUACAAGAAAGGCCUAUGUGACUGCUGCAUUAGUAAUAGGAUUUAUUUACUUCAUGUGUUGCCUUGUGGUUUUUCUUGGAGUGAAGGAGCAGCUGGCCCCACUCAGUAAACUGGACAGCAUAAAUCUCCCUUACCUAACGGGUAUGAAGAUGGUGGUGUGUCACAUUCCAUACGUGAAGCUUGUAUUUGGCUUCCUAUUUGCUUCAUUAGCCUUCCAGAUGGCUCAGGGAAAUUUUGCCCUCUUUUGUACUCAUGCAGCAGAUAUGGGAGGAUCUUUCCAGCAUCUUGUUAUCAUAUUAUUGACAGCAGCCACGUUGUCCACUCCGUUGUGGCAGACAGUAUUGGUCAAACUAGGAAAGAAGACCACCAUAUUUAUCGGCUUAUUUACUUAUAUUCCAACUUUAAUUAUAAUAUCACUUUUGAGGAACAGUUUACCCGUCUUCAUUAUUAUGUCCGUGUUGGCUGGCACCAGUCUGUCAGCACUCUAUCUGCUCCCUUGGUCAAUGUUGCCAGAUGUUGUGGAUGACUUUAAGGUUAAGAACCCAUCUUGCCAGGAUCUGGAACCGUUGUUCUAUUCCUGUUAUGUUUUCUUUAAUAAAUUUGGAGGAGGCGUGGCUGUCGGAAUCUCGACCUUGGUACUACACUUUGCAGGAUACAAGCCAGGUGUCUGCAAACACAAUUCACAAGUCAUAUUCUCACUGCAGAUGCUCUUUGCUCCUGUGCCCAUCUGUCUGUUGCUGAUCGGCAUGGUGAUGUUUUACUUCUAUCCUAUCACUGAAAAGCGACGGCAGGAAAUCCAGACAGCGCUGAAGAAAGCAGCAGAACACCCAAAAAGGAGAAGAACUGAGGCUAUGAAAUAACAACGCAGUAUUUCACAUGUGGCUUUCACUACGCCUGUAACAAUCAAGACUUCUGCAACUGUUUAUCAGAAACACGGUUGUUUUUUUCUGAGUGUAAAGCAUUAAUCUCAUAUGAAUUUAAAGAUGCAGUGUCUUAUGCUGCUUGUUUGGUCUAAAAGUAGGGGUCCCGCCCCAGACUCACACCACGGGUUGAGGUAGUGUUUCUGUGUUGGGCCGGUCCAACAAAAAAGCUAUAUGGAUUGUGUCCCAGAUCCACUGCAUUUAGCAUGCGUUUGAUUGUGAAGUAUUUUAAUAAAAAAAAAUGAACAAAGCAGCUUUAAGUCAUACGCAGUUUUAAUGAAACUGUGGUAAUGAUUAUAAUCAUGUACAAAUAAAAAACUAUACGUGUAUUCCCUUUUUAGUGCAGAAACCAUCACCAGACCAAAGUAUAAACAAAAUUCUGGUUUGUUUUCGAACCAAUGCAGCGCCCUCUUGCGGCAAGUCUCUUGAAUAGUUAGUAACCAUGCGUUCCAUGUUUUUUGUUGUGUUUUCACAUUUUUGCACAAAUUCACUUAUUUUCUUUAUUAAUGCCAAUAAACCAAGUAUAACAUACAGAAACCCGUGCGUUGCUUUUGCUACAAACAGGUACGUAGAGGAAGUGAGUGCUAAGAGCAUGUUAUGUAAUACUUCACGAGGCUUUGGAAAUCAAACAAUACAUGACAAAGCGAUGGAAAUCGCUCCGACUUCAUCAUGUCUAGCUGUCUCUCCUCCUAACUGUAUGGUUAUGUUGUCUAUCAAAACAUAAAUUUUGCAUAAUUUUUUUAAGAGAGCUACAAUAUUUUUUAGAUAAAAAAUCCACUUAAAACACAAAGUGUAGCUGAUGAAUGUUAUGCACAAAUGAAUACUCAUCGGUGGGCAGGGACGGAUUAUGACUUCAAAGGGCCCCCCUCCCACAAUUUGUCCGUUCUUUCCGGCAGAUUUUGCCCAGAUUUUCCGCCUGGAUUUGUUGCAGAAAGUCUGUGCCAUUCUGUAGAUUUGAUCAGUGUGUUUCUAUCUGAAACUGAACUGUAUGAUAGUUAAAAAAAAUCUGUUCAGAUUUUUAAAGUCUUGUAGUGUAGGCCUAUUUCAGCCAUUAGCUGUGCAUUCGAAGUGAAAGUUAAGAUGAUACAGAAUAUUAAAACCGUUUUCGCUCUGCAUCAAAUGCCUGCGCUACACUAAAAUAAUUUGUACAGGGUUUAUAGAAAUCUAAUAUUAUCUACACAGCGAAAAAUCAACAAUGGACCAAAUUAAGGGGUAUGAAACACACGUCUUUAAUCAACUGUCAAAUAUACACGUAUUUAAUGCUUCACAUGAAUAAAAAAUGAUUUCUCACCAUAAAUUGCCCCUGUGACAUGUCUGUAAACAUCAAAUCAUCAAGCAAAAUAUUCAGAAAAUGCUAUUUAA